GGGUGAAAGUUGUCUCUCCCCUCCCUUUCACCCCCUCCUCUGUGGUAUUUAAACAACCUGUGGUCAUGUCUCUCUCCACAGUGAAGCCUGCUGGAUGUGUAGUGGAUCUCAGGCUUUCAAAUGGCACAUGAUGCCUUCUGUGAAAACCUUUCCAUUUGUUUUAUCUUAGCCCUUUAUGCUGCCUUUGUCCUCUGCUCGAGCUGUACUUGAAGGUCGUCUAUUCUCUCCAGACCGCCGGGUUGCCAUGGUGACCCCUCUGCAGCAUAGCAACAACAUCAGCACCGGUCACGGCUCCCUGUCAGACCCGAGCCCCGGAGCUCUGAGCCGAGCGGGUCACACAGCCGUGGCCGUGGUCCUGGGCUCCAUCCUGGUCCUGGGGUUCCUGGGGAACUUCCUGGCUCUCCUGGUGUUCUCGCGGUUCCCGGGGCUGCGGACUCCGGUCAACCUGCUCCUCAUCAACAUCAGCGCCAGUGACAUGCUGGUGUGCAUCUUCGGGACUCCGUUCAGUUUUGCGGCCAGUGUUCGGGGCAGCUGGCUCACCGGGACCUCCGGGUGCCGCUGGUACGGCUUCUCCAACGCGCUCUUCGGUAUAGUGUCCCUGGUGUCUCUGUCCCUGCUGUCCUUUGAGCGGUACAGUGCCUUGCUCCGCAGUUCCCAGUCCGACCCCUGUCAGUACCGCAGAGCCUGGUUGGCUGUGGCCACAUCCUGGCUCUACUCUCUGGCCUGGACUGUGCCGCCCCUGCUGGGAUGGAGCAGCUAUGGGCUGGAGGGUCCUGGGACCACCUGCUCCGUCCAGUGGGCUCAGCGUUCGCCUGCAGCUCGUUCCUAUGUGAGCUGCUUGUUCUUCUUCUGCCUGCUUCUGCCGCUGCUGCUCAUGUUCUUCUGCUACGGGAGGAUCCUGCUGGCAGUGCGAGGAGUCACAAGACAGGUCACCAGGAUCAAAAUCAAGACCUCAGCAGAGCAGAGGGAGGGCAGGGUGCUUAUGAUGGUGGUCUCCAUGGUUUCUGGAUACCUGCUGUGCUGGAUGCCAUACGGCAUUGUGGCCAUGCUGUCCUCUUUAGGGCAGCCUGGUGUGGUGUCACCUAUUGCCAGUUUAAUCCCCUCCCUCCUGGCAAAGACCAGCACCGUUCUGAACCCUGUCAUCUAUGUGCUGCUCAACAACCAGUUCUCCAGAUGUUUCAGGUACAUGUUCAGCUGCAGCUCAGAAGCUCCGCCCACACCUGUCCACUACACACUCCCCAGCAGCAGAGGGAUGGGGCUUCAGACUCCUAACCCACCCACAGAGGAAAAACACGUGAUGCCCUCCAUGUGCACACCUCGACAUGAGAAGCAAGAGCAACGGCCCUCACUGAUGCUAGUCACGUACUACACCGGUGAGAAGUGAAAAGGAUGUGACUGUAGUUUUUCCUUUGAGAUAUUUCUUUAUCCAAGUACAAAAGAGUGUUUUUUCACGUACUGAAGCUGCCCACUGAACACAUCCACUGGAGCAGCAGUGUCAAGGACCUGUGUUAACAUGUUUUGAGACAAGAAAACUGACUUUUACAAAGUAAACAACAUUAUAAGGUGACAUUUAGAUUCUUUUAUUCAUAUUCAACAAUAGACAACAAUUCAAAAGAGUCCAUUUAAAGAUAAAUGACUUCAAAUUGCUCAAUGAAUGGUCAACACCAAAAUAAUUUAUUAAGAAAAUAAACACAUCUUCAAAAAUAUACAGUCAUUAUGCUUCAUGAACACUGACUGAACCCUCAGAAAGUGAGGAGUUUGUCUAAAGACACAUUCACAUUCGUGGUGAACUGAUACAAGAGAUGUUUUCAGGUACGAGGUGAGAGGACGUCAGAAUGCAGUGUAAUACUGUGGGUUCACUGUGGAGGAAAUGUGGGUGAUAGAGAAUGAGUGAGCUUCCCUGAGCAGGUCGUCCAUGUACGAAACAGAGCUCAGAUUAAAACUCCCAGUGAAAAA
This is a messenger RNA of Sphaeramia orbicularis (orbiculate cardinalfish), 1956 nucleotides long. Its product is annotated as pinopsin-like. Gene Ontology annotation, molecular function: G protein-coupled receptor activity. The record is from RefSeq and is a predicted model, not a curated record. Gene Ontology annotation, cellular component: membrane. Gene Ontology annotation, biological process: G protein-coupled receptor signaling pathway. Bases 176 to 1384 code for a protein of 402 amino acids. Lineage: Eukaryota; Metazoa; Chordata; Actinopteri; Kurtiformes; Apogonidae. The transcript is spliced from 6 exons.